Messenger RNA from Coniophora puteana RWD-64-598 SS2, 543 nucleotides. RefSeq names its product histone-fold-containing protein. The transcript is spliced from 4 exons. Gene Ontology annotation, molecular function: structural constituent of chromatin; protein heterodimerization activity; DNA binding. Bases 133 to 543 code for a protein of 136 amino acids. Lineage: Eukaryota; Fungi; Basidiomycota; Agaricomycetes; Boletales; Coniophoraceae. The record is from RefSeq and is a predicted model, not a curated record. Gene Ontology annotation, cellular component: nucleosome.
GGACUUCUUGACCUAAUAAACGCGUCGCGUCAGUCACCAUCCCCAACGCUCUCUUUGCUCAUUCACAUUAGCUAGAGCGAUCCCUGACUUUCUUGAUCAUCAAGCGAACGAGCCAGCACUGCCAUCGAAUUUAUGACGAACGACGCCACAAGGGCACUCCGCCACGGCGGCAAGGGAGGAGGGGGUGGAAAGGUGUUCGGACCUGGCCAGUUAGUUCGCCACAAGCCGAAGAGGAGAAGAACUAGGCGCGAAACCUACAACGUUCAUAUCUACCGAGUCCUCAAACAAGUUCAUCCCAACUCCGGUAUUACGAACCGUGCGAUGGCGAUCAUGAAUUCGUUUGUCAACGAUGUGUUCGAUAGGCUGGCCAAUGAGGCUUCCAGGCUGGCUAUUCUUUCAAAGAGAUCGACCAUUUCUCAUCGUGAAAUUCAAACAAGUGCCAAGCUUCUCCUGCCGGGUGAACUGGGGCGACAUGCGCUUUCUGAAGCAAAUAAGAGUGUUACACGUAAGUCGCUUUCGUCCUCCGUAAGAGAAACAUUUUGA